AUGGCAAAUCCAGCAGCAGACCAAAAUAUACCACUAGUACGAUUGGAAAAAAUUCCAACAUUCUCGGGACGUCCAGAUGAGGAUGUCAUAGCCUUCAUCGAAUACAUAGAUUUUGUGUACAGUUAUGUAAGUGUGGAAAAUCAACCAAUAGCGACACUUAUAAUAAGAAAUAAAAUACAAGGAGCAGCGAUCAACACCUUACGAAGAAUUUUAAUGCCAACAUGGCCAACAAUAAAAGAUGCAUUAAUCCAGGAUUUCGGAGUUAGGGAGACAUAUGAACAAAUUCUACAAGAUCUUCAUACAAUCAACACGAGUGAUCUUCAACAACUAUUUGACCAGACUGAAGGAAUCCUUUUAAAACUUAAUAAAAAAAGUAAGUUAGAACAGAGUAUUAUUUAUAACCCAGAAAAUAAUGAGAGUAUUGUUAUGAAUAAAUUUUUAAAUAAUUUAAAUGCCAAUCAAGCAUCUGUCAUUAUUGCACAAAAUAUAAAAAAUAUAAGAGAGGCUUAUACUCUGCUAAUGCGUCAUAGAAAUUUAAAUAAAGAAUAUAAACAGGGAAAUUCGAACAAUUUUAAACAAAAUAAUAACAAUUACCACAAUAAUAGCAGAGGAAUGAAUUAUAAUCAGAGACCGAAUAAUUAUAUUGCUAGACCACCAUUCCAAAAUAAUUUUAGAAAUAGUUAUCAAAAACAUCAGAAUUCAGGACAAUUUAGAAAUUAUAAUGACUUUAAUAAAAACAAUCAAAGGUCAUUCCCUUCAGGACAAUAUAGGAAUAAUAACUAUAAUAAUUAUAACAAUCGGAAUCCAAGACCAGAACCUAUGGAAGUAAAUAAUGCUGAAAUAAAACAUGAAGAGGUAAAUUUUACCUUAGCCGGGAAAAAGAAUCACUUCCCAUAA
This is a messenger RNA of Episyrphus balteatus (marmalade hoverfly), 897 nucleotides long. RefSeq lists its product as uncharacterized. The transcript has a single exon. Bases 1 to 897 code for a protein of 298 amino acids. Lineage: Eukaryota; Metazoa; Arthropoda; Insecta; Diptera; Syrphidae. The record is from RefSeq and is a predicted model, not a curated record.